This is a messenger RNA of Callorhinchus milii (elephant shark), 3048 nucleotides long. It is a transcript of the gene tmem8b, whose product is annotated as transmembrane protein 8B. Bases 1 to 2430 code for a protein of 809 amino acids. The record is from RefSeq and is a predicted model, not a curated record. The transcript is spliced from 13 exons. Gene Ontology annotation, cellular component: plasma membrane. Lineage: Eukaryota; Metazoa; Chordata; Chondrichthyes; Chimaeriformes; Callorhinchidae.
AUGGUGACACCAGACCUGUGUAUAGGUAUUACCUCAGCCCUCAUGACCUCUAAUCUGGUGGAGAUCCAUCAUGACGGUCUCUUCGUCACGGACUACUUUACGCGGACGCCGCGGAAGCUGAACCCCUUCACCUCCUUUGCCAGUGUGGAGCUCUUUCAUUUCCACAUGCCCGAAGAUACAGUGGUGGCCGUCUGGAACCUCAUCACCUUCAAGGAGCAGGGGGGCAACUUUGGGGACACCUGUCCCGACCGGGACAUCACCGUGUAUUACCGGGCUGGGGCUCCGCCGGUAAUUAACCCUCUCCACACCCGAUUCCCGCAAGAUACUGUCAUCCCCAGCUCCUUCACCGUCACCCUGACCUGGACUCUGCCCAACCGCACCACCGGGGUCUUCAACGUGAGCAGCCCCCUGCCCGGGGACUGGUUCCUGGCUGCCCACCUGCCCAAGGAUGAGGGCAAGAUCUCAGUCAAGGGCCUCUAUGAGGAAUGUCAGUACCUGUUCCAGCCACAGCUGAUUGUGCAGCGACUGAUCGGGAUUCCCGUGCUGUAUCCCGGUUACGUCAUUGACCAGUUAAUCCCCGCUCACAACCGCUCGGCUCUGUACAAGGUGUUUGUGCCCAGUUAUACCUCUGCAGUGACGGUGCAGCUGAUCGGCUGCCGGAGCAGGAACCGGACGGUGGGGGCAUGCCCCAUCUCCCUGAAGAUCCGAGCCAGAGCCCCACCUCUCCACAACUCCUCCCACGCUGACUGCUCCGCCCUCCCCACCUGCCAGCUCCACCACAGCCCCCCCCACUGGCAGCAAUGGUACUACAUCCUGGUGGAGCGCUCCCUCCCCAAUCUCCAGGUGCACUUCCGCAUUGGGGUCCACAUCAAAGACUGUUCCAAGCCGGCCAUCUCCAGGGGGAUCUCUCUCCUCAUCACCUCAACCCUCAACAUGCCUCAGUCCUUUGGCUCCCCCGGGGGUCCCUCCGUGCUCCGGAACCUUCCGGUGACGGGGAUGAACCUGAACCAGCUCAAUGUCUCGGAGGGAAGCCCCUCGCGAUCCCCCGAGGAGGAGGUUGGUCCGCGGGGAGAGGUUGCUGGGGGAGACGGGUGUUGGCCUGUCAGGCCUACCCUGAGGAACGAGCUGGACACUUUCUCCGUCCAUUUCUACAUCUUCUUUGGGCCCAACGUCUCGGUCCCUCCUGACAAACCAGCCGUGUUCCUCAUCAACCUGGUGCCUGUGCUGGACAGCGGGGGGGUGCUCAACAUGGAGAUCCGGCUCAACACAUCCUCAGUGACAGGAGACAACGUGACAGUAUUUGGUUGCCUGAACCACGGGAUGCCUUUGACAUCGACAGACAACACAUCACUCAGCUGCGCGUCAGAAUCUUCCGUGGGGUUUCUCCUCGUGGUGAACGCUACCUCCAACGUUGCCAGGCUGCGGAUCCCGUACCCCCAGACAGGAAGCUGGUACAUCAGCCUGCGUUCCCUGUGCUCCACAGACCUGGGGUUUGAGGAGUGCAGUAAUGUGAGUGCGGAGGUGAAAGUACGGAGCUUCCUGACGCCGUGUAUCAAUGAAUGUGGAGCCUACGGGCAGUGCAAACUGCUCCGCACCAACAACUACCUGUACGCAGCCUGCGAGUGUAAAGCAGGGUGGAAUGGCUGGGGUUGCACUGAUAACCUCUACGCCCUGUCCUACGGGUUCCAGUUGUUGGCCACACUCCUCCUGUGCCUCAGUAACCUCAUGUUUGUACCGCCCGUGGCCAUCGCUGUCCGCAGCCAAUACCUGCUGGAGGCCUCGGUCUACACCUUCACCAUGUUCUUCUCCACGUUUUAUCACGCGUGUGACCAGCCGGGGGUGGUGGUGCUGUGUAUUAUGGACUAUGACGUGCUGCAGUUCUGUGAUUUCCUGGGCUCCAUGAUGUCCGUCUGGGUGACCGUCAUCGCCAUGGCGAGGCUACAGCCGAUCAUCAAACAGAUCCUGUACCUCCUCGGCGCCAUGUUGCUCUCCAUGGCUUUACAGCUGGACAGACACGGGCUGUGGAACCUCCUGGGCCCCAGUCUCUUCGCCCUCGGGAUCAUGGCCAUCGCCUGGACAAUCCGCACGAUCCGCAGGCGCCGCUGUUACCCGCCCACGUGGAAGCGCUGGGUUUUCUACCUGUUUCCCGGCACGGUGAUCGCCAUGUCCGCCGUGGCUCUCUACACUUUUGUGGAGACGGAGGAGAACUAUUUCUACAUCCACAGUAUCUGGCAUAUGCUGAUCGCGGGCAGCGUGGGCUUCCUGCUGCCCCCCAGGCCCCGCCCUGGCAGAGGCCCCGCCCCCAGCUCCGUGGUUCCUCUCCAGAACAAGCGACGAGGCUGCGGGUACCAGCUGUGUGUUAACGAGCACGAGGAGAUGGGAUUGGUCGAUCCAGCCAUGGUGUCCAUCAACAGCAUCUGCAGCAGUUGAUGAUUGGCCACUAAUUGAUGAUGAGUCAACCAGUGAACUGUUGAGAUUAGCCAAUGGCUGGUUGAGUUAACCAUUGACCAGUUGACGUAACGAUGGAACAGUUGUAUUGACUUUUGGUCAAUCAACGUAAACAUUAACCGGUUGAGUUAACCAUUGGCCAGUUAAGUUAAAUAUCAGCUGGUUGAGUUAACUAUUAGCCAAUUCAGUUGAUCAUUGACCAGUUAAGUUGACCAUUGGCUGGCUGAGCUAACUCGUAGCUGCUUGAGUUGAGUUGAUCACGAACUGGUUGAGCUAACCAUUGGUUGGCUGGGCUGAUGAUUGAAUCAGGAAACAAACCAAAAUGGCCAUCGUUUGACCAAACCCAACACGUCUGGACGGAAACUGAGCUUUGACGACCAGUGAAGAGCAAACCCUGGACUUUCUAUUGCUGCACUGGACAGUCUGAGUCCAUUUGAAGGCUCCUCCUCUGACCUCACCUCCGCGCCCCCCCACAUCCCUCAGAGAAUCUCCACAGUGGGGGAGAGGGCAAAUGCUGGUCCUGAUGUUCUCUCCACUUGAUAAAUGUAAAAAGUAUUGUAUUAAAAUGCAAAAUAUAUUGCUCUCUCACUCCCCACACAC